Molecule: messenger RNA, 627 nt
Organism: Trypanosoma cruzi
Lineage: Eukaryota; Euglenozoa; Kinetoplastea; Trypanosomatida; Trypanosomatidae
Product: EF-hand protein 5, putative
Exons: 1
Coding region: 1-627 (208 amino acids)
Cellular component (GO): myosin II complex
Molecular function (GO): calcium ion binding
Source: RefSeq, a predicted model, not a curated record
AUGCAGGCACGUGGAACAGUGAAGGUUCAAGGGGAUGCAAACGUGGAUGGUAAGAUGUCUACUGGACAGCAUCCACAUCAUCAACAUUUAAAUUCCACUCAAGCCAAUGCCACUACAACGGCUUUGGAAUAUCGUGCGAUGAAUCGUCCUCUUUAUCGUGGUCCGAUUUCACAUAAUAUUAUUUCAGAAAUGGCAGAAGGGUUUUAUGUAUUAAGUGGUGGUUAUAAAAAGUUAUUUAUUCCAUCUAAAGAUGUCUAUGCACUUAUGCAGAAUGUUGGUAUGCAUUUAACGGAAGAAGAAUUUCAUGAUGCCCUUCGGGUAAUUGGCCAAAGUGAACCACAAAAUGCGGAUGAACUAAGUUUUUCGGAUUUCCUUUUAUUAAUGACACGGGAAGUAGAUGAUACGAUGGCAGAUGAAUUACGUUCUGCUUUUUUUCAUUAUGAUAAACAUAAAACCGGAUAUGUUACACGGAAACAAUUUACAGAAUUAUUUGCCACGCUUGGCGAGCGAUCCACACCGGAAGAAUUGGAAGAACUUCUUGCCGUUGCUGAAGUGGAUGAAACGGAUGAUAAAAUUGACUACAACCGAUUUGUGAAUGAAUUAACAUCACGUGUGAAUUGUAUGUAA